Molecule: messenger RNA, 864 nt
Organism: Gopherus evgoodei (Goodes thornscrub tortoise)
Lineage: Eukaryota; Metazoa; Chordata; Testudines; Testudinidae
Gene: SPMAP2
Product: theg spermatid protein
Exons: 7
Coding region: 1-852 (283 amino acids)
Biological process (GO): spermatogenesis
Source: RefSeq, a predicted model, not a curated record
AUGGUAACUCAUACCCAGGCAUGGGACAGCACCAGGGAGAGACGCAUUAGUUACCUCGCCCUGCCAAAAGUCAAUCACCAGAUCAUCUGCAACAAGAUCUCAGUAUACUGGACGGAUAAAUUGCCUUUGAAGACUCACAGGUUCACAGUCCCGGAAUCAACCCAGUGGGCUAAUGCUAGGGAGAAGCUCAUUUCUUUUUGCCUAAUGUCACACUCCAAGAGCACCAUGCCUUCAAGAAUCCAACCUGGAAUCCAGUGUUGUCAUGCAGUCUUAACACCACGACAGGCAGAACUGUCUCGAUCCAAAAACAUCUACCAAGGAUUUGAAGAAAACAGGUCCUUCCCCAUAUGGCCAGUGAGUGCUGCCUCCAAACAUGCUGUGGCUUCCCCCAGGGUGAAGGAGCUGGCGCAGCCAAAACUUGUCAACAGUGCCUGGGAAGCUGAUCGUCCUGUCUACACCAGAGUGAGCAAAGGAGCCAUGACUGCUGCUGCCCGGGAACGAACCACCCAUCUGGCUAAACCAAAGAAACGGGACUUCUCAGCCAAGCUGGAUGCCCUAUCCAUGCCUCCACGAAGCAUCACACAAUUCACCAGGACUGAAUACUUAGCCCGGCCGAAAACAGAACAUCCGUCCUAUCUCCAUGACAAACCGGUCCAGUGGGCCGUGUCUGCGAGCACCAGGAAUGCCGUCCUGUCUGUGAGGCUCUCUGAGCUCGCCCGACCCAAGGUCCGCAAACAGAUCUUUGAGGGCUACAACCCGUACCGGAUCUCCAGUGCUGCCCUGCAUACAGAAGCGAGUGCCCGUCUGCAGGAACUUAGUAUCCCUCAAAGAGUAAGAAAAAAGAGGUUGUAAGUUCUUGGGCUC